Nannospalax galili (Upper Galilee mountains blind mole rat) is the source of this 1629-nucleotide messenger RNA. RefSeq names its product myocyte-specific enhancer factor 2B-like. Gene Ontology annotation, molecular function: DNA-binding transcription factor activity, RNA polymerase II-specific; protein dimerization activity; RNA polymerase II cis-regulatory region sequence-specific DNA binding. The record is from RefSeq and is a predicted model, not a curated record. Gene Ontology annotation, biological process: positive regulation of transcription by RNA polymerase II. The coding region runs from base 402 to 1475 and encodes 357 amino acids. Lineage: Eukaryota; Metazoa; Chordata; Mammalia; Rodentia; Spalacidae. The transcript is spliced from 9 exons.
UUCAGCUGCUGAGAGAAGGGCAGCUGGGGUCGCUCGGAGCGGCUGGUGCCCUCAAGAGAGGGCGGGUGGGGUCCCGGCUUUCCAGGGGGCUCUUCCUGUCGCCGUAAUGAGGAGCGCUGGGAGCAGGUGAUGAAACGGCGGCCCGGGUUGCGUGAGGCCGCUUGUCCCGCGGGCCUGGCUCCCCACCUGCCUCUCACUUCUGCUUUCCCGGCUCGGCUCGCGCUGAGCCCUGCGUCCUCGUUCAGCCCCGUGGUGCACUGCGGGCGCCAAGCCUCGGCCCAGCGUCCCGAGGUCCAGGGUUGGCUUCUGGAUGGGAAAAUAGGAUCGAAAGCCUGGGGUCAGGCGAGGAGGUGUUUCUCACCUGCUUUCCUUUACGGAGCCACUCUGCCCAGCCAGGUGCCAUGGGGAGGAAAAAAAUCCAGAUCUCACGAAUUCUAGAUCAACGGAAUCGGCAGGUGACUUUCACCAAGCGCAAGUUCGGGCUGAUGAAGAAGGCCUACGAGCUGAGCGUGUUGUGCGACUGCGAGAUCGCGCUCAUCAUUUUCAACAGCGCGCAGCGCCUCUUCCAGUACGCCAGCAGUGACAUGGACCGCGUGCUGCUCAAAUACACCGAGUACAGCGAACCGCACGAGAGUCGCACCAACGCCGACAUCCUGCAGACACUGAAAAGGAGGGGCGUGGGCCUGGAUGGGUCGGAGCUGGAGGUGGACGAGGGGCCGGGAGAGAAGCUGCUGAGGAGGCUGGGAGCAGACCGAGGAGGCCCGGCCUCGCCCCUGCCUCUGCCUCGGAUCUGUUCAGUGGCCCCAGCAAUGCCCAUCCAGGAGCCAGCAUAUCGGGUCCCUCCUGCUUCACCCGGCUGCGACCCUGGCGGGCUCAGGGAACCCACGACUGCCCACAACCGCCCGUCCCCCUUUCGGCCAGCAGCGCCCAGAGCGGGGCCCCCGGGCCUUGGACACCCUGUCUUCCCCUCGAGUCACCUGGCAGGCAAGACGCCCCCACCCCUGUACCUGGCAGGAGAUGGGCGGAGGCCCGAUCUGCCUGGGGGCCUGGUGGGGGCCCGAGGGGGACUGGGCGCCUCUAGGAGCCUGUAUAGUGGCCUGCAGAGCCCCGGGGCCCAGAGCCCCCCUCUGGGGAACUUAGCUUUCCUGCCUGCUGGCCCCUCAGAGUUCAGCCCAGGAGACGCUGCACCGCCCCCGCUGCAGCCUGUACCCUGGCCGCCGUCGAGGGACGCGGCUGCCCCUACCAGACCCGGGGGUGCCCGCAGCCUGUGUGAGGAUGGUCUCCCCAGCCGCGUGACCUCACCUCCGCCGCCCCCAAUCAGCAUCAAGUCUGAGCGCCUGUCUCCCGGCCCCGGGGCCCCCGGAGAUUUCCCGCGGCCCUUCGCGUACCCGCUGCUUCUUGCCCGGCCCCUGGCGGAGCCGCUGCGGCCCGCAGCUUCCCUGCGGCGUCUGCCUCCCGACGGCUGGCCGCGGUAGCGCCCGGGACACCCCCAUCCCGGCCUCGGCGGAGAAGAUCCCGGGGUCUCGGGUCCCCUGUGCGGCCUGGAGGGCGCGGGCGCCCAACACACAUCGCCCGUGGGGUCCGGUUCCUCUCCUGGUCAAUAAAUAAAAGCCCGCGGCUCAGCGCCUG